Uncinocarpus reesii 1704 is the source of this 1290-nucleotide messenger RNA. RefSeq lists its product as uncharacterized. Bases 1 to 1290 code for a protein of 429 amino acids. The transcript has 2 exons. Gene Ontology annotation, cellular component: cytoplasm. Lineage: Eukaryota; Fungi; Ascomycota; Eurotiomycetes; Onygenales; Onygenaceae. The record is from RefSeq and is a predicted model, not a curated record.
AUGGACGCUGCCUACGAUCACAUCCAAGAGGAAAUCCUCGCAUCUCCAGACGCCGAUAAAGAUCCCCAAGCCGAAAUUUCCACUCCAUCCGACUCAUCGAAUCAGCAUAAUCUAAGCGCCGAGUUUCAAGAAACCUUUAGCGCUUUUACCGCGAGCCCUUGGGGUGCCCGUCUCGGUGGCCUUUGGGGAAACGUACGCCGACAAGGAGAAAAUUACUAUGAAGGGGCAAGACAGGAAUAUUCUGCUGCGAGUCAGGAGGCAUUUAAGGGGUUUAGCGAUUUGAGGAAUACAAUAAUUGGACGGACGCGAGGACUGUCGUUGGGCGGAUUAGCUGCUCAUGGCGAAGAAGCGGAUGGCGGCGAUGAUCCCACGACGCCAACAUCUCCAAAAGCUGGCGAAUCAUCCAAGGAGAUGGCGAAAGAUGGUUUAAGUGAUGCGCAAGUAUCUGAUGGAGAUGGUUUCAUCUCCCGGUUUCGCGUGGAAGCGGCUAAACGGCUGAAGGAUAUUGAACGCGCUGAAGAUGCGGCCGAUGAAGCGUUGCUGAGGUUUGGGAAUAAUAUCAGGGACUUUCUGCGCGAGGCUGUGACUAUUGCUCCCCCGGAAGACGGAGAGAGUGGUUCGGGCAAGACGAUGUUCGAGAGUAGAGAUAUUGAUGGAAAAAGAGUGAUUCAUACGACAAGAUUCGAAGCACAGUUACACGCUAUCCAUUCGAACCUAGAAAGCUUUUCUAAGGAUCCGGAUAGUAUUGAAUGGGCUAAAUGGAAAGAUGGAUUCAAAAUUGAUGAUAAAACCGGUGAUGUAUCUACGGAUCUGGAAACGUAUCCAGAAUUGAGAAGGGCGAUGGAGAGCCUCGUCCCGGAGAAGGUGGAAUAUGUUGACUUUUGGAGAAGAUAUUAUUUCCUACGUAUGGUUAUUGAGACGGAAGAAAAGCGACGAAAGGAACUAUUGCAAGCAUCUACCGCAGGAGACGAGGAAGAGGUUGCCUGGGACGAAGACUCUGAUUCUGAAGCCGAGACGCCAUCCACACCACAAGUCACAAUUAACAAGGCACUUGAGCCAUCAGACACCACCCCCGUCGCAGCGUCGUCGUCCAUGUCAAAGGAUAGCUUGAAGCCAUCAGAACCACGCCGAUCCAACGACCAACAAUCCCAAGCCGACAGUGAUGCAAGUUAUGAUGUCGUUAGCGGUGCAACGACUCGGACUCCAGGGAGCCCAAAGGAGCCAGGGAAAUCUUCGGCGACGCCUGCGAAGCCAGUAGAGGACAGCAGUGAUGAGGAAGACUGGGAAUGA